AUGAGCGCCUUUUUCCAGGCGGCCGGGAAGAUGGUGGACAUUCAGACUGAGCGUGCCUACCAAAAGCAGCCAACCAUCUUUCAAAAUAAGAAGAGGAUUCUGCUUGGGGAAACUGGCAAGGAGAAACUCUCGCGAUACUACAAAAACAGCGGUUUGGAUUUCAAGACACCCAAGGAGGCCAUUGAGGGCACCUAUAUUGAUAAGAAAUGCCCCUUUACUGGUAACAUCUCCAUCCGAGGGCAGAUUCUGUCUGGUGUGGUGACCAAGAUGAAGAUGCAGAGGACCAUUGUCACCCACCGAGACUACCUCCAUUAUAUCCGAACCUCCAUUGUAUACAACCGCUUUGAGAAACACCACAAGAACAUGUCGGUGCACCUGUCCCCCUGCUUCAGGGAUGUCCAGAUCGGCGACAUUGUCACAGCGGGCUGAGUGCCGGCCCUUGAGCAAGACUGUGCACUUCAACGUGCUCAAAGUCACAAAGGCCGCUAGCACCAAAAAGCAAUUCCAGAAGUUCUGAGACUAGACGUCUGUCCACACCCC
Prionailurus viverrinus (fishing cat) is the source of this 540-nucleotide messenger RNA. Its product is annotated as 40S ribosomal protein S11-like. The record is from RefSeq and is a predicted model, not a curated record. The coding region runs from base 1 to 429 and encodes 142 amino acids. The transcript has a single exon. Gene Ontology annotation, cellular component: ribosome; cytosolic small ribosomal subunit. Lineage: Eukaryota; Metazoa; Chordata; Mammalia; Carnivora; Felidae. Gene Ontology annotation, biological process: translation. Gene Ontology annotation, molecular function: structural constituent of ribosome.